Messenger RNA from Trichophyton rubrum CBS 118892, 3006 nucleotides. RefSeq lists its product as uncharacterized. Lineage: Eukaryota; Fungi; Ascomycota; Eurotiomycetes; Onygenales; Arthrodermataceae. Bases 1 to 2343 code for a protein of 780 amino acids. The record is from RefSeq and is a predicted model, not a curated record. The transcript has a single exon.
AUGGAUGCUCAACCUCCUUCAACCGUCGGUUCUCGAAGGGGAGUGCGGCUUCCCCCAAUCCAAACAGCAAACAGGAGCUCAACUGUCCGUGUUAAGCCCCCCCUCCCGGAGGAGCUUGAUAGCGAGGAGUCGGGAAAUCGAGUUCCUCUUCGUCCCAAACAGCACGGAUUCGCUAUAAGGAAAUGGUUUACGAGGUCAAAAUCGCAACCAUACAUCCCUGGUAGAGAUCCUCUGUUAUCCGCCACGAUAGCUCCUGAAGAACACGGUCUCCCCAGCCAUUCUUUAGGAUUAGCUUCACCACUUCAUAACGCGAAUGUCACUCCGAUAUCAGUCAAAUCAUCUACACCAUUCCCCAUUACCAAAGACGACAUAUCAGCCGCUGUUGGAGAGCCAGGAGCUUUAUCAGCAUGGGACCCUCCGCCUUUUUUUAUGGCGUACCCCAAGGCUGUGAAACAUGCCACCCUGCCGUGCCCUAUCCUGUCCACUGAUGAAAUACUGCGUCGUAAGAUGCGUCGAGACCUAAAGGCCAGCCACUCUCGCGACAAAACAAUGGAUGGUGAUAGCAAUAUGGAUGGACCUGGGCAUAAGGGUGUUAUUAAAUCGAAAACUUGGAAGAAAGGGAGAAAAUCGCAAUCCAGGAGCCAGUCUAGCUUCUCGUGCGGUCUCAAAUGGUCCCAGAAGAUAUUCAUAUUGGCGACAAGCGGGCAUCUACUUCAAUAUGGUAUCGACGGAAACUUUGAUCGACUCCCUGAGGAAGUACUUGCACUAGGAGGGGAUUCAGUUGCAUUUGCAUGCGAUGCAAUUCCUGGCAGACAUUGGGUUUUACAGAUCUCCCAGACUCAAGAUGAUGUUGAACCAAGCCUAGAGCCGAAGAAGACAAUAUUAGACCGGUUUAGGCGCACCAGCAAUGCAGAGCCACAGAAACCGACGAGCAGUUUCUUACUUAUCCUGGAUAGCGCUGAAGAACUGACGUCCUGGCUUACCUUCGUCCGGCGUGCAAUACAAACUCUUGGAGGCAAAGACUAUCCUCCUGAAACGCUUGGAGUCAAUCAGCUGCAACCUUCGCCAUUGACGUCCGAAACCGUCAAGGGAGUCGUUCGGAAAGGCAGCGUAGACCAGGCCUUGUCGUCUACACCAAGUGUAUGGGAUGACCAGGUAUCUGUACCUGGAUUGACCAGGCGCGAAAGCCAGAGAUAUGUGCAACCACCAGCUGAGAGAUCCUCCCCGUCGUCUUUGGCAAGCGUUGUGGAACUAGACAGCCUCAGGCGCAAUUCGAGACUAUCUUGCGUUUCCAUUGGAACUCGAACAAUGCCAAGUUCGCAAUCCUCGUCUUCAUCUGUUACAGUGAAGACUCCAACCCCAAAAAGCCCAUGUAGGGAAUCACCCGGAACCUCUCGCAGUCCUCGUCGGAUGGCAAGUACCGACUUGGGGUUUAGACGCAAGUCUUUUGUCAGGGCCUGUGGUAAUUUAGAGGAUCUUAUCACCGAGACACCGCUGCCACCGCUCCGCGCAGAAAGCCACCUUGUUUGCACUCCGAACUUCAGCCACCCGAUUGUCAACAAACGAAAUUCGAUAGCAAUGAGCCCCAAGACAAUAUCUUUCCCGGUUGAGAGUGGGCCAUGUCAAAGUCCUGUUUUACAUGUAAUUCCAGCUUCCGAGAUGUUCCAUGGGCCCAGUAUAGGGCCCAAUAUUGCCACAAAAAUUAAUUCCACUCAUGAAUCACCUCCGCGAAGAAGGGGAAGUGCUAGUAGUGAUCUACUUGAUUCUGAAGGGGCUUACAGUACCGCUGGAACUGAUAGUAGUGAGACACAAGAGCUGGAUGAUGAUAUACCCUCUUUAAUACCUAUUUCACCCCUUAGACGGACCCAUCAGACAAGAAGGUAUUCGUCCUCUGAUGGUAUGCAAAGUUUCAAUCGACCUAUCUCUGAAUACCGACCUGCCCUCUCUACUCUCAGGGAUGAACCGGUGGAUAUUCCCGGUCUAUCUUCAGGGUACAAUACAAUAAGCAACCCACGCAGUCGCCCAAGGCCGCAAAGCCUAGGCCCAAGGGCUUAUAGCGAACCUAGAAUCAAGGUUUGCCGGAAUUCCCGCCAUCCAAGCCCCAGCUCAGAGCUCAACCAAGACUCAAUUGGACGCCAGCGGUCUAAUACUGCAAAGUCUUGCAAUAGCAGGAGGUCAUCUUUGAACUCCCUCUCAAGCCGGAAAAGCAUGCCUCAAAUUCCACAUGGACCCCCUCCAGCUCCUCCGCCAACUUGCCCUCUACCAGAAGUGCCAUCGCUUGCUAUUCCCGAGGCAUUGCCUCCAUACGAGUCAAAACGACUGAGCAUUAUCGGCUGCCAAUGACUACCGCAAAAGAGCGCCGAUUAAUAUCUCGGCAGAUGAAUGAUAAUUACCUUCUGCACACAUACAGUCAUCUUGUUAAAAAUAAAACAAAAUGCAAAAGGAAGGGGAGAAAGGAACAAAAAGAAAAAGACGAUCCUAUUCAGAUUGUAAUGCAUACCUUUGCCGUCAUUUUUUCACAUUGCAUCCGUAUCCGUUUUAUUUUUCGAAAGCAUUGCAUUUCUUUCUCCUAUCGAGUCAUGGGUUCAACCCUGCUGGGUAUAUUCUUAUCAAGAAUUCUAUGCCAAUAUGCAACCCAUGAUACCCUCGAUGCGUUUAUCUUCCUCGGAAUUCAAGUGCGUGUCUCACCAACGCGCUAUUUGGAUUGGACAUAUAACUCCAUGCAUGUACCAUAUAACCCCAUAUAUUGAACUAUAUACCCUGAUGUCUACCAGUGUUCCAUCUGUACGCUACCUACGGGGGAAUGAUUCCGCUGAAAACUGCACACCGGGUACCCCGAGUCCAUUCUCUUACCUCUCUUUUUCGACUUUUAUAUCAGUUCAACCACAUCGAUAUCCAAUAUCGUCCAAGCAUCAUUUCAUUGCUUCCAUUUUCUUUUCUUUCCCUCAUUUAUUUUCUUAUUCUAUAUAGAUACAUUCUUUCUAUAUAUGUCUUUCAACCUCUUGU